AGAGACUGAAUAUCCAGCCAUUCUGCAUCUUGCUAUCUAUAUGUCGUCCCAUCAAGGUACCCUUUUAACACCAUUGGUGUACUGGUUAUCUUCCCUGCCUUAUGGAGUACUCUACUGGAGAUAAGCGGAUUUUACGGACAAGCUGUUCGUAGACCGAAGAACCCACCGUUUAACACCAGAGCUAUCUCAAUGAAUUAACUAGUAUCCAUGACAAUGUUGUGGUCACUUUCCCACACUUAUUCCUCAAGCCAGGACCUCCCCUCUUGAACCAUUGACUAGGUACUAGUACAAGGUUAACCAUGGCCGCUAUGCCUGUCCUUCCUACCUCUUUACCCUCCCUCACCGUCCGCGAAGCCAUCCUCGAUGCCGUCUACCGUCUCGUGAACGCCUUCGACACCGCCAACCCCGACCUCUUCGAGUCCGCAAUGACCAAAGACGCAGUCUUCGACCUCAACGGCCAGAUCAUGGACGGCCUAGACGCCAUCCGCACGCAAUGCUUCGACCCAGUCUCGAAACUGGACACUACCCAUUUCAUAACCAAUGCCCGCGUCAACAUCCCAGACGGGGAGUCCGCCAAGGCCUCCGUGACGGCGACGGCUCUCGCGCAGCAUUUCCCCGCUCAGAAGGGUCUGGAGGCCGGUGCUCCCAACCUGUUGGCUGGGUCGCUGUACUUUAUUGAUCUUGUCAAGGAUGAGACGGAUGGCCUCUGGAAAGCCAAGUACUGGAGACUCAAGUCUACGUGGGCGCAGGGUGAUUGGGGGGUUUUCGGCAAGUAGGGACGUUUAGAUAUAACUUUCUUCUCCUUACUCUAUGCAGAUAGAUUUGCUUUCGAUCCUAUAGUCAUAUAUAGAUUGCAUAUAUAGAUUGAAUUUACAUAGCUGUACAGAAUAUAAAC
Molecule: messenger RNA, 895 nt
Organism: Penicilliopsis zonata CBS 506.65
Lineage: Eukaryota; Fungi; Ascomycota; Eurotiomycetes; Eurotiales; Aspergillaceae
Exons: 1
Coding region: 300-776 (158 amino acids)
Source: RefSeq, a predicted model, not a curated record